GUCAUUCGUUUUACACCAGAGACUUCAAAGGCUUCUGAACAUGUACGGACAGCCGUCGCGCGGCGGCGGCCGUACGCCGUUCCCAACAGGCGCCAACUUUAAUCGAAACCCUAAUCCAUACUAUCCGCAGAGUCCCAAUGUCUUCCCUAAUCCCUUCCAAAACCCUUAUUUACAAUAUCAGAAUCCUAGCUUUCCAUUCCCAAACCCCAACUUUCAGUUCCAGCCUCAGCCUUCGAGGCCGACGUCUGGCGUCGAGAGGAUCGAUAAGGCAGUGCUGAAGGCUCACCGCGAAAUUCUCGCAACCGGAGAGGUUGUGUCAGCAUGGAAAGUGUCUCAAGCAGCUCUGGUAAUACUCCAGGCUGACACCUGGGACUCUUUGGGUUUCCAAAUGCAGCAAGUGCCCUCUCUUCACCGCCUUAUGCUCACCGAAGGAAAGAUUAAUGCCUUCAUUCACUGCUUUGUUGGUGCUCGAAGAAUUACAACAUUGCAUGAUUUGGAAAUUGCAAUAUGCAAUACAGAGGGGGUUGAGCGGUUUGAGGAUCUGGAAUUGGGGCCUUUGGUGAAACACCCAUUAAUUAUACAUUAUUUUUCAGUCAGUGCUGAUGUCACAGAAGUUUGCAGAAUAACAAGUGAAGAGAUAGUGGCAUUGCUUUCUGAAUUCAUGGAUAUGAAUAAACAAAGAAAAAUAGAAGUUGAGGAGCUUUUGGAUUUUAUUGCAAAGAAGAAAUCUGUAAUAGCUAAGGAAAAGCUUGGUGUGCGAAUUCAGAGCUUGGGGAUGCAUAUCACAUUAAUCCGACAAGCAUGGCAGUUAGAAAUCACGACCGUGACUAAAUAUAUUGAGAGGCUAACAAGGGAAUCUAGUAAAGAGACCACAAACCGUUCUCUAUUAUCCUCACAGAAAAAGCUGAUGGAUGAACAUUUCAAUGCUAUAUCAGAGCGUGUCAAAUCAUUUUCAUCUGCUAAUGGAAUUCAUUGUGGAAAACACAUAAAGUUUGUAUCUUCCUGUUCCGAGGAUAGUGCCAGUGAUGAUGACAAAUCUGAAGAUGAACGAAAUGAUGCACAAAAUGAAAACAAUAAAAGCUCUGACAGAGUGAGUACUUGUCCGUAUCCAUCAGUUGCUGAAGAAAUUACACGGCUGGGAUGUAGCAACAAUGGUAAACAAUCCAAAAGAAAGAGAAAGUAUAGCAAUAUUCAGAGCCCUGUUACUUCACCUCAAAAAGUGCUCAAAACAAAAAGGAUCCAAACACCAUUCAGUAGGAAAGAGCGGAAAAAAAAUUCUGCCGGCAUAAAGGAUAAAUGGCUAGUGAAGCAAGAACCAACUGAUUCAAUUGAUUGCUCAUAUAGCAGUGAUUCAAUGAAGAUGUUCAUUACCACUUGGAAGGAGACAUGUCAAGCAAACAAUGUGGAUGAGGUGUUUGAGAAGAUGAUUCAAUUUUAUAGGACAACGAAGAGAACAACAGCAAGAAAAUUGUUUUCCUCAUACCCAUUUGUUGGCUUGCUUCAUAUUGCUGUAACAUCUAUUAAAAAUGGAAUGUGGGAUAGCAUCUAUGAUACCUUCCAAAGUUUCAGCCAACUUGAUGUAGCAAACACAGUUUCUGAGAAUUGUUCUGAUUUUAUAUCCAUUGAUGUUGAAUCACCUAGAAGGAAAGUAUCCAGUCUUUCUCCAAAACUUUUGGCACGUGAACAUGGUGUCUCAGUUGAGGAUAUUGUGGGCAAAAUUUCUUCAUAUCUAGAGGUUGACAAUGACAGAUUUAACUCCAUUAGUUUAUGCACAGAUAAGUUCAUUAUCCUGAGGAAACUCUGUAAGCUUGAAUCUUGGCUGUCGGAGCAGUUCUCUACUAAGGGAUUUGAAUCACUUGGUUAUGGGGAUAUAUGGUCAUUCAUGGAAAAACACAUGCAUCUUUCUGUACAUGCUUUGCAAAAGAGCUUAAGAGGUGAUACUUCUGAGAAUAUUCCUUUGAAGGCCUCAAUGCUUGAGCUUCAGUGGGAUGUUUUACUGUCACAGGCUUUGCACCGGUUAUUGGACAAUGAAAAGUUAAACAUGAAAAAGGUUUCAGAGUUGCUAGCUAGACAAUUUCCUUUAGUAUGUUUUCAGUUGGUGCAGAGUGAUUCAUUGGUAGAAUUUCAUGAUAUUACAAAGGAGAAAGCUGAUAUGAGCUCGAAGUGUGUAAUAUUUUCUGAAACUUUGUUGAAAACUGAUGCAUUGAGUAAAAGUGGGAGAAAUGUCUCAGAAACAUCUGGCUUGGAAAUUAAUAUAGGAAGUGAAGCUGGUUUUCAUAGUAUGUUAACAUCCAAAGGUGCUAUGGAAGUUUUGCUCAAUGCUCCAAUGCUGACAGAUCUAAGCUUGUGGUCACACUGGGACAUUGUAUUUGCUCCUUCGCUUGGUUCUCUUGUUGGUUGGUUGUUGAAAGAUGUUAAUAACAAACAGUUGUUAUGUUUGGUGACAAGAGGUGGAAAAGUAAUUCGGGUAGAUCAUGCUGCAACCACUGAAUCAUUCUUAGACGUUCUUCUGCAAAGAUCUCCUUUUGAAACCGCAGUGAAGCUGUUAUCUUUGUUAGCUUUAUAUGGGGGUGAACAAAAAGUUCCUUUGGCCCUCCUCAAAUGCUACACUCGUAAGGCAUUUGAAGUUUUCUCGAAAAAUUUUUUGGAGAUGGAUUCAAUUGAUAAUCAGAGUAUGCCAAUUGGUUUAAAUACUGGCUCACUGAGAAGUGAGACCAAAGUUGGAAGAGCCAAGUCUGUUGCAUCAAGAUUUAUACUUGAGUGUCUGGACUAUCUACCUGUUGAGUGCUGCUCUUUUGCUGUUGAUAUUUUGCUCUCUGGUUUGCAGCAGUUUACAAAAGAUGCUCCUUCAGCUGUGCUGGAUGAAUGCAAAAAGAUUGAAGAGCGUGUCAUGCUUCAUGAAAUAGGGUUUUCACUUGGUAUUGUGGAAUGGAUUAAUGAUUACCGCACAUUUUCUGCUUCGUCAUCAGUGACUAGCUUAUCAAUGUUUUCUGAAUCUUCAUGCCUACAAGACAACAAACCUGAGCUAAACACCAGCUCAAAUCUAUUGCAAAUAGUAUCAAAGGAAAGUCCCGUUUCUGAAGUUAAAAAGGAUUUCUCCUUUGAGACAGCGCUGCAUGAUGGAGAUCAUAGAGAAAUGAGUCACAUUAAUAAUACUUCUGCUGUUUCUGUUGAUUGUUUGGGUGGAGGUCCCCCACAUCACUUGUAUGACCUUGACCUUGCUCCAGCCCAGUUUAUUGAAUCUAUCAGGCAGGAAGAAUUUGGUUUGAAUCCAGAUAUUUCAUCUGUUGAAAGUGAAUUAUUGAAUAAGCAGCAUGCCCGGUUAGGCAGAGCACUCCACUGUCUCUCACAGGAGUUGUAUUCUCAGGAUUCACAUUUCCUUCUGGAACUGGUUCAGAAUGCUGAUGACAACAUCUACCCUGGGAAUGCUGAACCCACAUUGACAUUCAUUCUUCAGGAUAGUGGUAUUGUAGUGCUAAACAAUGAGCAAGGAUUUUCUGCCAAAAACAUCAAAGCACUUUGUGAUGUUGGGAAUUCCACAAAGAAAGGACAUAAUUCUGGAUAUAUUGGGAAGAAAGGCAUUGGUUUCAAAUCAGUGUUUCGGGUCACUGAUGCUCCAGAAAUUCAUUCCAAUGGUUUUCAUAUUAAGUUUGAUAUAACUAAGGGACAGAUAGGUUUUGUUUUGCCAACUCUUGUUCCUCCUUGUGACAUUGAUUUGUAUACCAGACUGGUUUAUACAGAUACUGAGCCCAUCACUUCUAACUGCUGGAAGACAUGCAUUGUCCUCCCUUUUAGAUCAAGUAUGUUAGAAGAUUCUGCUAUAAAUAACAUUGCAUCGAUGUUUUCAGAUCUUCACCCAUCUUUGCUUCUUUUUCUUCACCGCCUUCAAUGUAUCAAGUUCCGAGACAUGCUCAGUAAUUCAUUUAUUGUUAUGAAGAAAGAAGUAGUCGGCGAUGGGAUUGUUAGAGUUUCCUGUGGUAAGGAGAAAAUGGAUUGGCUUGUGGUAUCCCAUAAAUUACGGGCUGAUGUAAUUCGUUCUGAUGUGCAAACAACAGAAAUAUCCGUGGCUUUUACAUUGCAGGAGACAGUUGAUGGAAAUUACAACCCAUACCUGAACCAACAGCCUGUUUUUGCUUUUCUUCCUCUGAGAAAAUAUGGCCUGAAGUUUAUUAUUCAGGGUAACUUUGUUUUGCCUUCAUCCAGGGAAGAAGUUGAUGGAGAUAGCCCUUGGAAUCAGUGGCUACUCUCUGAAUUUCCUGACCUGUUUAUUAAUGCAGAGAAAUCAUUUUGCAAUCUUCCAUGCUUUAGAAAUAAUUUAGCAAAGGGUGUUGCAGCAUAUAUGAGUUUUGUUCCCCUUAUAGGGGAAGUGCAUGGAUUUUUUUCUAGUCUUCCUCAGAUGAUUCUUUCUAAACUGCGGAUGUCCAACUGCUUGAUUCUAGAGGGUGAGGAGAAUGAGUGGGUUCCUCCUUGCAAAGUUCUGAGAAAUUGGACUGAACAGGCUCGCGCUCUUUUGCCUGAUAGCUUGCUGCGUGAGCAUCUUGGCCUUGGUUAUUUGCAUAAAGAUAUAGUUUUAUCUGAUUCAUUAGCAAGGGAUCUGGGCAUUGAGGAAUAUGGACCCAAAGUUCUUAUCCAGAUUUUAUCUUCCUUGUGUUGUAUGGAGGAUGGUUUGAAAUCCAUGGGCUUGCCUUGGCUAUCAGCAUGGCUAAAUUCCAUCUAUAUGAUGUCAUCCUCAAUCUCUGGGCAAAGUUCACCUGAAUCUGGGAUAGGAUCAGAUCUCAUAAAGACCCUGAGAAAAAUUCGAUUUAUUCCUCUUUCAGAUGGCAAAUUUAGCUCAAUCGAUGAAGGUCCUAUUUGGUUGCAUGCUGAUGCAUUGAGCACUGGCGUUAGUGACAAGUAUGGACUAGACAAUUUCCCAAGGUUGUAUGCUGGACUUAGAAUUGUGAAUUCUGCCCUAUUUUCUGCAGAUACAGCUAAUGAAGCAUUGUGCUUUCAAGGAUAUCCUGUAGAAAACAUAUCAAGGAUGCUGUACAGAGUUGGUGUCCAGCAGUUAUCUGCACAUGAAAUAAUAAAGAUGCACAUUCUACCUUCUUUUUCUGUUGGUCAACACACCUUAGCACAUAAUGAACUAAUGACUGAUUAUCUAUCUUUCUUGAUGUUCCACCUACAAUCAAACUGCCCCAUCUGUCAUGUGGAAAAAGAUCUUAUCAUUGGUGAAUUACGUAACAAAGCUCUCAUUUUAACAAAUCAUGGUUACAAGCGAUGUGCAGAGGUUCCAAUCCAUUUCAGCAAAGAAUAUGAGAAUCCUAUUGAUAUGAAGCAGUUAGUAGUGGGAAUUAGUGUGGAGUGGCUUGAAGUACAUAAUAUCUAUCUAAAGCAUCCAAUUACACAAUUGCUGCCAGGAGGAAUUUCAAAGUGGAGAAACUUCUUCAUGGAAUUGGGAAUCACUGAUUUUGUUCAAAUUGUUCAGGUUGAGAAAAGCAUUGGUGAUCUAUCUCCCAUGGUUCUACAGAAUAUAACAUGGGAUAAGGACUUAAUUUCUGGAGGGUCAAAUGUCAAAGAUUGGGAAUCUACAGAAUUGGUUCAUUUGCUAUCACAACUGUCUGCUAAUCAUGAUAAAGAGAAAUCAAAGCAUCUUUUGGAGAUCCUUGAUUCAUUAUGGGAUGAUUGUUUCAGUGAUAAAGUCAAAGGUUUCUUUUUUAGUUCCAAUGGAGAAAAGAAAGUCUUUGAGUCUUCGUUUGCCAGCAGCCUCUGUAAUACACGGUGGAUUGUCUCGAGGAUGGAUGAUGAGCUCCACCAUCCCAAAGACUUGUUCUAUGAUUGCGAAGCAGUGCAUUCAAUUUUGGGUGCCUUUGCACCUUAUGCUGUUCCAAAGGUGAGGAGCAAGAAGUUGGUGAGUGCGAUUGGUUUGAAAACUCAAGUUACAGUUGAUGAUGCUUUGUCUAUUCUUAAGGUUUGGACAAGAUCUGAAUCAUCUUUUAGGCCCAGGUUGUCACAAAUGUCUAAAUUCUACACAUUCAUAUGGAAUGAAAUAGCUACUUCUGAGCUACGAGUCGUGAAUGAUUUAUGUGAUGGUCCUUUCAUAUUUGUCCCACACAUAUCUGGUUCUUUGCCUGAGGAUGCUAUAUCUGGUGUAUUUUUAUCACGUAAAGAAGUCUAUUGGCACGAUUCAACGGGGUUUACUGACCAAAUGAAAAUGGUCCGUCCUGAACGUGUCACGGGGUUGACUCAAUGCCCUGUUGCUAAAAUGUUAUGUGGUGUGUAUCCUAGCCUCCAUGAUUUUUUUGUGAAUAUGUGUGGAGUGGAUGAGUUCCCUCCUUUCCAUGGCUACCUUCAGAUUUUGAUGCAGUUGUCAGCUGUUGCUUUACCUUCAGAGGCAGCUAAGACUGUUUUCCAGGUAUUUCUGAAGUGGUCUGAAGAAUUGAAAUCAGGUUUGCUUAGCUCUGAUGAUAUCAAGUGCUUGAAAGAUAAUCUUCUGCAAAAGGACUUUAUGGUGCUUCCCACAGUACAGGAUAAAUGGGUAUCUUUGAACCCUUCUUUUGGCAUCAUAUGUUGGUGUGAUGAUGAUAAGUUAAAGAAAGAAUUCAAGCAUUAUGAAAACAUCGACUUUUUAUACUUUGGAGAACUUAAUAGCGAGGAAAAGGAAUUGCUUCACUCCAAGGUCUCAACUUUCAUGCAAAAGCUAGGCAUCCCUGCAAUUUCUGAGGUUGUAAUUCGUGACGCAAUAUAUUAUGGUGUGUCUGACCCUAGCUUUGUUGCUUCACUGGUCAACUGGGCUCUUCCAUAUGCUCAGCGCUAUAUAUACACCAAUCAUCCCAAAAGAUUUUCUCAGCUCAAGCAAUCUGGAUUUGAAAACCUGAGAUGUCUAAAGAUUGUUGUUGUAGAAAAGUUGUUCUACAGAAAUGUGAUUAAAGGAUAUGAAAUGCGAUCCCAGAAAAGGUUCGAGUGCAACUCCCUUCUAAAGGACACUGUAUUGUAUGUUUCUCGAGAAUUAGAUUCACACUCUGUAUUUAUGGAACUUUCUCGCUUCAUCGGUGGUGGAACCCCUGAUCUGAACUUGGCCAAUUUUCUUCACAUGAUCACAACCAUGGCAGAAUCAGGUUCAACUGAGGAGCAGACUGAAUUCUUCAUUAUAAAUAGCCAGAAAAUGCCAAAACUCCCUGAAGGAGAACCAGUUUGGUCCCUUUCAGAUAGUGCAUUUUCAAUGGAAAAUGAGGAGGCAGUGAAGACUAGCCUUGAAUUCGGAGCAACUAAUGAACCAAAUCCAGUCAAGUUCAAGAAGAAACCAGGGAUAAAUUCUAAUUGGCCACCUGCAGACUGGAAAACUGCACCUGGUUUUCAUUCUUCCCGUGCAUUUAAAUUAAAAACACAAGCAGGCAAUGGUGACCAAGUUUUAAGGGAGGAUGAGGUGGCAGAAAUUAUGAGGCAUCCAGAAAAACAUCCUCUUGCCCCAGUUGAGAUAAAUUAUAAAGGAAUCAUUGAAGAAAAUUCAACAUCAAGUUUACCUGGGGCGGGUGCACAAGUUGCUGGAAUUUCAGAAGAUAGAUCGUCAGAUAUUGCCAUUGCUAAUUUUACACCUGGUAUGAAUAUGGGCUUUGAUUCUUUUCAUGUUGUGACUACAUCAGAAGAUACAGUUUCAGCUUCAAAGUUGUCUAAUUUGAGAGAUGGAGGUCAGCUAUCUCUCAGCCCAGCCGAUGCUCAACAGGCACUUUUAACGGGUAGACUAGGAGAAUUUGUUGCUUUCAAUUACUUCAGUGAAAAAGUUGGUAAAGCAUUUGUGAAGUGGGUGAACGAAACUUUUGAGACUGGGCUGCCUUAUGACCUUGUCCUGGGAGAUGAGGAAUACAUAGAAGUGAAGGCAACCAAAAAUGUGAGAAAGGAUUGGUUCAUAAUAACUGCAAGGGAGUGGCAAUUUGCAGUUGAAAAAGGUGACCUUUACAGCAUUGCACAUGUCAUAUUAUCAGCCACCAAUACAGCUACAGUCACAGUAUACAAAAAUCCUGCCAAACUCGUCCAGCUUGGUAAGCUGCACUUAGCCAUUACAAUCAAUUAAGUUCUAUUCUUAGACAUUCUCCAGAAUGCUGGAAUUCUGGUGAUUCUUCAUUAAAUGAGAGAUCCGAAGAAAACAAACUCUAUUUACUAGACAGAUGAUGGGGAUGGGAUAUGAGCAGUGUUAGAUUUUUUGAUAUAGGAUGCUGAGCUUGAUUCAAUGCGGCGAAAUUUCAUUUAGAGAUGUAUCAUUGUAUCAAAUAUAGGAGCAGGCAGGAAGUAGGUAAAUAAUGUAGUUUAUAGUGAUACUGGGGUAGUGGGAAAGGUGGUCUUUGUUUUUUUUUUUGGCCCCCCAAAAAAGUUUUGUUUACUGAUAUAUGUUUAAAUAUACGGAGUACAUGUUUUGCUUUAGCUUGUAGUGUUGUAGACGGAAUUCAUUAGAGAUAUCUAAAGCAGUACACUGAAUUACAGUAUUAAUCUUUUAGUUAUUCGAAGAUGAAUUACAUUUAUCGUUAAUAUC
This is a messenger RNA of Ipomoea triloba (trilobed morning glory), 8506 nucleotides long. Its product is annotated as protein NO VEIN-like. The coding region runs from base 41 to 8050 and encodes 2669 amino acids. The transcript is spliced from 13 exons. Gene Ontology annotation, cellular component: nucleus. The record is from RefSeq and is a predicted model, not a curated record. Lineage: Eukaryota; Viridiplantae; Streptophyta; Magnoliopsida; Solanales; Convolvulaceae. Gene Ontology annotation, biological process: leaf vascular tissue pattern formation; root development; embryo development ending in seed dormancy.